GUGGGAGUCGCAAAAGGAAAUGGGCAUCAACUGUUUGGGACCAGUAUAAUUGCUUCGACGGUGGCGAGUUCAAUGACAAACGACCAAGAGCUUAUUGCAAAUAUUGCAACCAAGGACCUGUGUUUGCUGAUUCUCAUAAUGGAUGGUAAGGAUUGGUAAUGCAAGUACGCCUCAAGCUCCAACGGAGGAUGAAUGGUCUAAACUUGAGAAGAUAUGUGCACUAUUAAGACCUUUUGAUGCGAUUACCAAACGAUUUUCUGGUAGGAAUUAUCCAACUGCCAAUUUGUAUUUAAUGCAUGUUUGGACAAUCGAGUCUCUCAUAAGGAGUUAUUGUAAUCAUGAGGAUGAGACAUUGAACAGUAUGGGAAAGAAGAUGAAAGAUAAAUUUGACAAGUAUUGGGAAUCUUACAGCAUGAUUCUUUCUUUAGCUGCAAUUUUUGAUCCUCGCUUGAAACUUCAAUAUGUUAAGUUCUGCUUUACGCAACUGGAUGCUAGAAGUGCUGAAUAUAAGACUGAACAAGUGAAAGAAUCUCUCUUCAAGCUCUUUGAAGAGUAUGCCACAAAUGGUAAUGUGCAAGAUAAUGUCCCUGGAGCUAGAUGUGAAAGUAACCACCUUGCUGCAUUUUCGAACUUUGAGAAUUCCUCGUUUCAAGGUAGAACACAACUUGAUGACUAUUUGGGUGAGCAUAAACUAGAUCCUUUGGCAGAAUUGGAUGUUCUUCAAUGGUGGAAAGUUAAUGAAAUAAGGUUUCCACAAGUUGCAAAAAUGGCUAGAGAAUUGUUAAGCAUCCCUAUUACUACCGUUGCAUCUGAGUCGGCUUUUAGCUUAGGAAGUAGGAUAUUAACAAAGUGGAGAGCUUCUUUGUUACCUGAUAAUGCAGAAGUUUUAAUUACAACUCGGAGUUGGCUAAUUGGCUACGAUGUCGAAAAGGGUGACAAUUCUCUUGAUGAUGGUAUUGAGAUUCCUCUUCUUCAAGAUCCUAACAUUGCACCUCAAGAAAUCAGUGAUGAUGAGUAUGGUGAAGACGAGGAGGACUUUUGAGAAAAGUUAUGACUACAUUUGGGAGCAUCUUGUUUUAUUUUGCGUUGUCGGAACUUUGUUUUAUUAAGCUUCACUUGACUCUAUUAGUAACUUUUAGAUUGUAUUUUUAAUUUGAGCAUGGCUUUAUUUGGAAUACUUGUAAGUUGGAACUAAAUUACGAGGACCUUUUCUACUGUGCA
This is a messenger RNA of Spinacia oleracea (spinach), 1221 nucleotides long. Its product is annotated as zinc finger BED domain-containing protein DAYSLEEPER. The record is from RefSeq and is a predicted model, not a curated record. The coding region runs from base 143 to 1042 and encodes 299 amino acids. Lineage: Eukaryota; Viridiplantae; Streptophyta; Magnoliopsida; Caryophyllales; Amaranthaceae. The transcript has 4 exons. Gene Ontology annotation, molecular function: protein dimerization activity; DNA binding.